Molecule: messenger RNA, 507 nt
Organism: Rasamsonia emersonii CBS 393.64
Lineage: Eukaryota; Fungi; Ascomycota; Eurotiomycetes; Eurotiales; Trichocomaceae
Exons: 1
Coding region: 1-507 (168 amino acids)
Source: RefSeq, a predicted model, not a curated record
AUGUCCAAUCCCUCCUCUCCCUCACACCCCAACCUCAUCAAGGUCAUCCGCGGCAGCGAGCCAUUCAGCUCCAGCGCCGUCUCGCUGGUCGACCUCCCCGCGGGGGCGGUGCUGGCGCGCAUGGACACGCACGCAACACCAGCACCAGCAAAAAAGUACACAACCGUGCAAACGGGCCGCGAUACGCACAUCGAGCUGAAUUCCGAUCUCGUCUUCUGCAACCACUCGUGCCGCCCGACCGUCGUGUUCGACACGCGCAAGAUGGAGGUGCGCGUCGUCGACGACCGGCCGCUGCGGGCCGGCGAUCCGCUCACCUUCUUCUACCCCAGUACCGAGUGGGAGAUGGACCAGCCGUUUGAGUGCAACUGUCAGGCGGGCGAGGGGGUGUGCAAGGGGUUUAUUUCUGGCGCAAAGGCCAUGUCGCGUGAGCAGCUCGAGGGGUACUGGUUGAAUGAGCAUAUUGUCGAGUUGUUGAGGGAGCGGGAUGAACUGAACCAGGCGAGGUGA